Molecule: messenger RNA, 399 nt
Organism: Knipowitschia caucasica
Lineage: Eukaryota; Metazoa; Chordata; Actinopteri; Gobiiformes; Gobiidae
Source: the annotation of a GenBank genome assembly
AUGAAACGACCUCCAUCCAUCUCUGAUCGAAGCCGUUUCUCCACCCGUCCCCCUCUCGCCGCGCCGCUUUGUGGCAGUCCCGUAGAAUCUGACCGGGAUGACUUAUCUGUGGCAGGGGUGCAGCCUUUUAUAGAGGAGAAAGAGCUGGAGGUUUUGGAGAAAAGACAUUCAGAUCUUUGGUUAAACGAAAAACGGGCAAACAAUCUAGAAGACAAUGUGAUUGAGUUUGAUGAAGAUUUGGCCUCAGAUCCAUUAGAUUCAGAAUAUAUCGUGCUGAACCGCAGAUGGCUGAAGGAUGUGGAGAAGUUCCUCACAUUUCGGACCACCUCACAGCUGGAAUCAUUCCAAAACCAUAUUCUGAUAAUCUCCAGCCGCUGGAAUCGAGACCGAGUGUGCUAG